This is a messenger RNA of Synchiropus splendidus (mandarinfish), 1482 nucleotides long. It is a transcript of the gene hapln1a, whose product is annotated as hyaluronan and proteoglycan link protein 1a. Gene Ontology annotation, molecular function: hyaluronic acid binding. Gene Ontology annotation, biological process: cell adhesion. The coding region runs from base 52 to 1068 and encodes 338 amino acids. The transcript is spliced from 4 exons. The record is from RefSeq and is a predicted model, not a curated record. NCBI's taxonomy places the organism in Eukaryota, Metazoa, Chordata, Actinopteri, Syngnathiformes, Callionymidae.
UCAGACAGCCACAUCUGCAGCCCAGAACUCGCUUUCAGGUCCAGAGCCAAUAUGAGCACUCUGCUGGCCGUCGUGCUCCUGAGCGCCGGCGUCUUCGCUCAGACGUCCGGCCAAGCCGCACCCUUCAGAGUCCAGGUCCAGGCGCAGCUCGGCGCCAACGCCACGCUCCCCUGCCGCCUGCUGCACCAGGACACUGACUCCUUGGCUCACGUGGGGAUCCGAGUCAAAUGGACCAAGGUGGCGGAGGACGAGGCUCUGAACCAGGACGUCAUGCUGAGCAUGGGCUUCCACCGCAAGACCUACGGGAGCUUCCAGGAGCGAGUCUCCCUGCAGGAGGCCGACCACACCGACGCCUCCCUCACCAUCAGGGACCUGUCCAGGGAGGACAGCGGCGUCUACCGCUGUGAGGUCAUCAACGGCAUGGUCGACACCAUCCAGGAGCUCACGCUCCACGUGGAGUCUGGAAGCCCGGAGGGCGUGGUCUUUCCCUACUCCCCCCACACCGGCCGCUACGAGCUGACCUUCGCGGAGGCGCGGCAGGCCUGCCUGAGGCAGGACUCCACGCUGGCCAGCCAGGCCCAGCUGCUGCAGGCCUGGAGGAGCGGCCUGGACUGGUGCAACGCCGGCUGGCUGCAGGACGGCAGCGUGCAGUACCCCAUCACCCGGCCCCGCGCGCCCUGCGGGGGCUCCGCCAGCCGCGCCGGCCUGCGCUCCUACGGCCGGCAGAACAGGAUGAGCCGCUUCGACGUCUUCUGCUUCGCCACUCAGCUGAAAGGCCGUUUCUACUGGCUGGUGCAGCCCGAGCGCCUGUCCUUCGCCCAGGCCGUGCAGGCCUGCCAGGACGACGGCGCCCAGAUCGCCAAGGUGGGCCACAUGUACAGCGCCUGGAAACUGGAAGGCUACGACCGCUGCGACGCCGGAUGGCUGGCCGACGGAAGCGUGCGCUACCCCAUCUCCAGGCCCCGCAAGAACUGCAGCCCCACAGAGGCCGCCGUGCGCCUGGUGGGCUUCCCCAACAAGACGCUCCGCCUCUACGGCGUCUACUGCUUCAGGGCCGAGGCAGAGUGAGCGCCUCACGUAACCGCCAGAGAGCAAGGAGGCGGCUGGCCUCGGAUGGCCUCUCUUUUCCCCUCAGAUUGGGUCUUCACAAGCGCACAGUGGACAAAAGUAGAAAUGAUAGAGACAAAGAAGUAGACAUCUGGACCACAGUUCAGGAAGCAUGGUGACACUAAUGGAAGUUAGCCUCGAGCAGAAUUAUGAAUGUAAAUCGCUCUGUGAAAGAUUUGUAUUUUUGUAUGUUUUUAUAGAGACUUUCACUUCCUGCCAGGCAUCGUCACUUUCUGCACAUUCAUCGCUCAAAUUCGAGUUCCACGGCAUCUCACCUCGUUCAGAAGGCGACAGAAGGCUCGUCCAGCCUCUUGUUUCGGACCACCGUCUUUGGCGCCUGUGUUUUGUUGCCAGGUCGUCUGCGGCUCCUUUGAA